AUGUGUGAAGCUCCGAGGGUGUAUCGCUUCCCCGUGUUUGAGAAAAGCUUCUGUGAUGAGCUGGUGGAGGAGCUGGAGCACUUUGAGCAGUCUUCAGCCCCUAAAGGAAGACCCAACACCAUGAACCACUACGGGAUACUCCUGAAUGAACUGGGCUUUGACGAGGGCUUCAUCACGCCUCUUCGUGAGCAGUACCUGCAUCCGCUCACCUCCCUGCUCUACCCGGACUGUGGGGGGCGCUGUCUGGAUAGCCACAAGGCCUUUGUGGUUAAAUAUGAUAUGAAUGAAGACCUGAACCUGAGCUACCACUAUGACAACGCAGAGGUCACCCUCAAUGUUUCACUGGGCAAGGACUUCACUGAAGGCAACCUUUACUUUGGUGAUAUGAGACAGAGUCCAUGA
This is a messenger RNA of Scomber japonicus (chub mackerel), 402 nucleotides long. Its product is annotated as 2-oxoglutarate and iron-dependent oxygenase domain-containing protein 2-like. The record is from RefSeq and is a predicted model, not a curated record. Lineage: Eukaryota; Metazoa; Chordata; Actinopteri; Scombriformes; Scombridae. The coding region runs from base 1 to 402 and encodes 133 amino acids. The transcript has 4 exons.